Molecule: messenger RNA, 867 nt
Organism: Striga hermonthica
Lineage: Eukaryota; Viridiplantae; Streptophyta; Magnoliopsida; Lamiales; Orobanchaceae
Source: the annotation of a GenBank genome assembly
AUGGCGCCGGCGGCUGAUCCACAGUCUUCCUCGUCUCUUCCCACCGCAGAAAAUAAUCUCCAGCCUUUUUUCGUUCUUCACAAGGCGUCCCCGCGAAAAUGCACCGGAAAAACCCGCCGGAGGAUAGAUCUAUCCCCCCAAAAAUCAGAUGGACGUGCAGACAUCUCCGACAAAAACCUGCCGUUGGAAACCUUCAAAUGUCUCUGGUCGAAGACCGAGUCCAUUAUCAAGGAGGUCUUGAGAAAUCUUAACGCUGACGUGUUUGACGAUAUUUGUAAAUGGCUUCACGCGUCCUUUGACGCUAUUCGUGCCUGCCGAGCUCUUAAUUUGGGUAGUGCCACACGUCCCUACCCAAUCAUGAAUGGUGCUUCAAAUGCUUCUGCAAUUUCAUUUAGACAGAUCUUCACAGCAUUGCUUUUCACCAAGAAUAUGGAGUUCGUGGAUGACAUAUUGGCUUUUGAGGACCUUGGUGUGCAUUUGAGGUCCAAUGGGUGUUAUGUAGCUAAGCUUACUUCUUCAGAAUUCUCUGCUAAAAAUGGAGUAGGUGGCUGUCUUAGAACUCUAUUGAGGCAGUUUCUGAUGCUCGGAGUUGAUGCUCCUGACAUGUCCAUUUUAGCAUCGUGGUAUUCUGAACAAGAUGAGAAGCCACUAGUUGUCAUAAUUGAAGACGUCGAGAGGUGCUGCGGUUCUGUCCUGAAAGAUUUCAUUGUGAUGUUGAGGGAAUGGGUAGUUAAAGUUCCUGUAAUUUUGAUACUGGGAGUUGCAACGACUUUUGAUGCUCUAAGGAACACUUUAAGCUCAAAUACAUUGUCGGAUCUGUCUAUUUCUUUCAAAAGGGAUGGGCGCAACCCCCUUUUUUUGACUUAA